AACCAAAGGGGCCUCGGCACAGCAACGGAGAUUUAAUCCUAUUAGAUGCAAUGGGAUCAAGUCCGACGCCGGCUUGUUCCGGAAAAUUUCUUACCAUGCACAAAAGACGGCGCAAAAAACUGACCACCCGAUCACUGUCCCAAGACAAUGCCAUUCUCGAUGAUAUUCAUCAUGGACAGGUGCAGAAAAUCUUGAACCGCUCUAGCAAAUGGGCCUUCAACGCAUUCACUUUAGAGACCGUGGCUGGUGGACGAUCACUGCCAGUAUUUUGUGUCCACCUAUUUCACUAUUACGGACUUUUGGAUCAUUUCCAUCUUGAUGUUGUGCAUGUCUGGAAACUUUUCACUCUUAUAGAAGAAGGAUAUCAUAGCACUAAUCCAUAUCACAACUCCAUUCACGCAACUGAUGUUACUCAAGCGAUGCACUGUUUCCUUCAAGAAUCCAAGAUCAGACAACAUUUAACCCCAGUAGAAAUAAUGGCGGCUAUAAUAGGAGCGGUGGCUCACGAUUUGGAUCACCCAGGUGUCAAUCAGCAUUUCCUCAUCACCACGAAAAAUCAUCUUGCACAAUUAUAUCAGAAUAUGUCCGUAUUAGAAAAUCAUCAUUGGCGUUCCGCUGUUGGCUGUCUAUUGGAAAGUGGAGUAGCAAAUCAAUUGAUUCCUUAUAGAGAUGAACUGGAAAAGCAGAUACGCGAUCUCAUUUUAGCCACUGAUAUUAACAGACAAAACGAAUUCUUAACCCAAUUUAAAAAACAUUUAGAUGAAAAAACAUUGGAUUUAAGAAAACCCGGGGAUAGAAACUUUAUUUUGCAAAUUGCAUUAAAAUGUGCGGACAUUUCCAAUCCCACCAGACCAUGGGACAUAUCCCGGAAAUGGAGUCUAAAAGUCUGCGACGAGUUCUUCCGGCAAGGCGAAUUUGAGAGAAAACUUAAUCUUCCAGUCACUUCCAUUUGCGAUCAACAAUCUACUUCCAUUGCAAAAAUUCAAGUUGGUUUUUUCCGCAUAGUCGUAUUUCCCCUAUUCUAUGAAUGGCACCGUUUCUUGGAAAGCGACCUUUCAAAUCACAUGAUGAAUAUAUUGGAAUCCAAUAGACAAAAGUGGGAGGAACAAGAGAGAAAAGAAAACGCAGAAGAAACACAAACCGAGUUAUCGGACGCAGAACCAGACAUCAGCGAAGAUGAAGAGGCCACAAAGAGGUCCUCCGAAGCGAUCAGUAUUAUUGAAACUAUUCCUCCUCCUCCUCCUCCUCCAAGGGACAUAAGAAGACAAUCACUAGCAGUUCCAACUUUAGAAAGUACGUUAGGUGUAAGAAGACAUUCUGUACCCGUAAAUAUGGAACAAUCACUGCCAAGAACGAUAUACAGACGCGAAAGCCUACCUCUAAAUAAAGGCUCGAAGGCUACCGUUAGUCCUCAGACUGAAUCGCGUGCUUCUAGCGGUCUUAGGGAAGAAGACGAAAUGCAAAGAUUCGGCUCUAGUUCCGACAUAUCCUCUUCAAGUCCACACUAUUCAUCCGCUGAAGAACAACCUGAGAGGCCUUUAAGCGCAGAAAAUCUAUUGCCCGAGCCCACAAUAGCAUCCAUGACAAGUAACGCUGAGGUCGGGCGACUUUCAUCGGUACUACAGGGUAAUAAUCCGCCUGCUAAGUAUCUUACUAGACAGCAAACAUUCCCACCACCUCAGCCUUUCAUGCGCAUGAGGUACAUGUCUGCUACUGUUGAGAUGUCUACUUGCAAGGAAACUGUUCAUGAAGACAGUCAGUCUAGUUCUUCACAAAGCUCACGCGAAAACAUAUCAGCAAAUAACAAAACUCAAUACACAAUACCUUCCAUAGCAGUGUUGAGUCCAAACAAUAGUCGGCCGCCAGAUUUUCUAUUACCAGAGGGUCCUGCGCCGCAAAAAUCUUCAUUUGCAAAUAAUAAAAGAGAAACAGAGGCUGCAGAUAAAGAAAAAGUUUGCAAGAUGGUGAAACUUACUGAACCGGGACAGAGAUAUGAAAAGGAAAACGUGGAUCCUAGAAGGACCAAUGGGAGUUUAUCAAAAAGACGUGGAUCGGCCCCGGUUUCAUUACCAUUGGCAAAACCGGAUGAGAAUAUGCCCCCUGCAGGCGGGGGGAUGGAUUCUGACACGCAGUCUUUACGUAGAGGUUCUGUGCCAAUUGAAAUUGCUCAUUAUCAAUCAUACGAAGACGAAAACUCGGACCCCGUAAUAAACAUAACUCCUGUGGAGACGACGCGCAUGUUUUGGCAAUAUCAGCGCAGAGGUUCUGCGCCGCUGGACUUGCCGCCACUGGUGGGCGGCGGCAAUGGCGGUAUGCUGGACCGACGCGAGUUGACGCGACACACGAGUCUGAACGGGAAGGCGGGCAGACGGAAGAAACAGCUGCGCAGGCGCAGCUCGGGCGGGCCUGAAACCGUCUGUUUGUCCGACGCGCAUUCCGAGACCCUGUCGCGCCUGCUACUUCGGCGACCUGAAAAUUCUGACGCGCUGCUGGCUCGGCGAAGAGGAUCACUGCCUAUCGAGGUCCUAACUGUUGGACACUCUGUGUUUUGACGGUUGCCUCUUUUGCCUUUAGGGCUAUGGACAACACCGUCCAAUGUGCAAUAAGGACCAACCAACACUCACUGACUGACAUCAAAUUUCAUUAGUUAGCUCAUUAUUUAUAAUCAUAAAGGAAGCCAAAUAAUCAUAGAUGUUCUAGUUGUCACCAUUGUUAGAAUUUUUACGUUAAAAGUACGCAGUGUAUGUGUGAUUAUUAUAAUAGGUACCUAGUUUACUUUCUCUAUAUAUAAAUAUAUAUAGGAAAAUUAAAUAUAAACAACGUUAUUUAUUGAUGAUUUUGUUGCGAAGUUUGUUUUUCUUUUUAUCCUUUAGUAACAAUUAUUAUUUAUUCAUUUUUGUUAAUAUAAUUUUUAUAGCAAUGUUUUGUGCAAUUGUUUCUGAUUGUAGAUGAUUUAAACUGUGCUGUUAAAAAACCUAUAGUUAGGUUUUAAUUAAGGGAACGUACCCAUACUACGUGACCCAUUUUUUACAAGUUUUAAACCUAAACCCCCCUCCCAUCCCUGUGACCAAGCGUGGUAUUAAACCCCCCUCCCCCCUAAAUGGGUCACGUAGUAUGGUUACGUUCCCAAGGCCUUUUCUUAUGUGUUUGUACAAAUACAAAAUAAGCACUACAUUAACAAUAUCUCAAUCGAAUGGACCACUAGUCAAAAUAGUAUUUUGAAAGUACAUUAAUUUAUGUUAUAAUUUAUAUUUUCAUGUGGCUGGUCCACUGAAUUAUAAAAAUGAAUAUUUUUAGUUUUAUUUUAAAUAGAAACAUUAAUAAAUAAAGCAAUAAAUAAUUAGAAAUAAUUUUGUUUAAAAUGUUUAAAUUUCAUAGUAUGUGGCCCAUUCUCAUAAAAAAUACAUAUACAAAUCACACAUGUUUAUGUUUUGAAUUAAAUUUUCCAAAUGUUCUAAUCAAUUGUUUUUAUAUACUUGAUGUGUCUUCUUUUAUUAAAGUCAUUUUUCUUUUGUAUACCAUGCCCUAUGCAACAUUACUUAAAAAUAAUUGUUGAAUGUGAUUCAUUUUAUAAUGUGCUGUAUAUGUUAUGAAGUAGUUAUUGCAGAGAUUUACAUUUCUAAGUACCAAAAACAAGAAUUUACAUACCUUUAUGUUGUAAUUAGCAAAACAUAAAACCUAAUUGAUAGCGCAGUGCGCACGGGUUUUUAAAUAAAAUAACUACAAAUUAUGUAGUAAUGGUAUUUAUUCAGUUUUUGGUAUACUUGAUAAUAUAUAAAAAAAUUCAAUGAGACAUAAUAAAUAAAUUAAACAUAACAAAACCUCAUUAAAUUUUUUUAAGUGAUAGAUGAAUUGAAAACUAGGAAUAGUCUUGACACCCAAUAGUGAACAUGUUACAACUAUCUUACUCUGUUUUCUAUAAUUGCAAAUAGGUACAGUAUUAUACACAAAGACUUUCAAGGGACCAGUUUCAUUCUAGUGAAACUGAACAUCAUAUCCAGUUAAAAACAAAAACAAGACUAAAUUGAUUGACUGGGCCUUGAUUCAUCAAAAUAUAAAUCAAAAGCAAUUUAAAUGUGUGCUUAGCUGUACCAAACAAUUAAUAGCAAUACAAAUUUUUCAAAAUUCAAAAUAAACAAACAAAAUCCUUAACAAACUUUUUGUGUUUUGUUUUAAUAAUAAAUUUCAAAAUAGAUGUAAAAUAGCCAUCUCAGUGUAAAAAAUAUAUGUACUUUACUCACUUCUAGGACCAUACAGUUAAACUAACAGGGUUAAUAAUAAGAUGUGUUUCAAUAAGACUGCUCAGAGAAUGACAUUUAGGGAGGUAUACAGACAACGGGCGAACAUUAUCCCCAUUGUUACGCUUAAUAUCUGAGUUUCAACAAGUACUCAUCGUUUGUGAAAUGGUUGAUGAAUAAAUUCAUGUUUUUAAAAAUAAA
Messenger RNA from Brassicogethes aeneus, 4439 nucleotides. The record is from the annotation of a GenBank genome assembly. NCBI's taxonomy places the organism in Eukaryota, Metazoa, Arthropoda, Insecta, Coleoptera, Nitidulidae.